CUAGGUACAGAGUGUGCCAGGCUCUACAGAGUGAAGACUUCAGUCCAAGGUCAUGGCAAAAUAUCUGAAGUUCAUUGCCAGGACUGUGAUGGUACAGGAAGGGAACGUGGAAAGUGCAUACAGAACUCUAAACAGACUCCUCACUAUGGAUGGGUUCACUGAGGACAUAAAGCAUUGGCGGUGUGAGAAGCCAUGCCUCCUGCAACAGAGGGAAAGCUAUAAAAGGUGUCGGCGGAUCUACAACAUGGAAGUGGCUCACAAGAUCAACUUCUUGAUGCAAAAGAAUUGGGUAGAUCCAUGGCAGGGUUGCUGAGGCCUGUGGAUGGGACACCCAGUGUGAAACCCUCAUCCAGUUUUGUCUCAGUUUUCUUUGUACAAUCCCAUUUCCUAUUACUGUUCUCUACAAUAAACUCAAACACGUUAGCAAGAAGGCCUCCACAUACAGAAACAAUCCCAUUAGUCAGCAGUGGACACUCUCUUUUAUUAAGUGAAAGAAGAAACUGAGUCUGAAAGUAGUCUAGGAGCAGAAUGGUGUUUGCCAGGGGCUAGAGAAGGGGGCAAUGAGAAGUUAUUGUUUAAUGGGUCCAGUUUCAGUUUGGGAAGAUGAAAAAGUUCAGGAGAUGAUGGCCAGGUGUGGUGGCUCACACCUGUUAUCCCAGCACUUUGGGAGGCUGAGGUGGGCAGAUUAAUUGAGGCCAGGAGGUAAUGACAAGCCUGGCCAACAUCGUGAAACCCCAUCUCGACUAAAAAUACAGGGAAAAAAAAAAAAAUUAGCCAGGCAUGGUAGUGCAUGCCUGUAGUCCCAGCUACUUGGGAGGCUGAGAUUGGAGAAUCUCUUGAACCGGAGAGGUGGAGGUUGCAGUGAGCCAAGAUCAUGCCAUUGCAUUCCAGCCUGGGAAGAGUGAGAGGCUCAAAAUAAAACAAAACAGGAGAUGGAUGUUGGAUGGUGAUAGUGGUUGCACAGAAAGGUGAAUGUAGUACUUAAUGCCACUGAACUGUACACUUAAAUGGUUAAGAUGGUAAAUUUCGUGUUUUACUAUAAUAAAAACUUUUUU
Messenger RNA from Saimiri boliviensis boliviensis (Bolivian squirrel monkey), 1055 nucleotides. RefSeq names its product small ribosomal subunit protein bS21m-like. Gene Ontology annotation, molecular function: structural constituent of ribosome. Gene Ontology annotation, cellular component: ribosome. The record is from RefSeq and is a predicted model, not a curated record. Gene Ontology annotation, biological process: translation. NCBI's taxonomy places the organism in Eukaryota, Metazoa, Chordata, Mammalia, Primates, Cebidae.